This is a messenger RNA of Carica papaya (papaya), 1409 nucleotides long. RefSeq names its product E3 ubiquitin-protein ligase SINAT5-like. The record is from RefSeq and is a predicted model, not a curated record. Gene Ontology annotation, molecular function: zinc ion binding; ubiquitin protein ligase activity; protein binding. Gene Ontology annotation, biological process: multicellular organism development; ubiquitin-dependent protein catabolic process. NCBI's taxonomy places the organism in Eukaryota, Viridiplantae, Streptophyta, Magnoliopsida, Brassicales, Caricaceae. Gene Ontology annotation, cellular component: cytoplasm.
CCAAAAUGAGGCUGAAAUAGUCUUUCUCAUUAUUAAAUAUAAAUGGUGAAGAAGAAGAAUAAGAAGAAAUUCAAGAGAGGAAGAGUGAAAAGACGAGUAAUUUACGAAGAAUAUUGAGAUUUUUGGGGAUUUUGAUAAGUGGGUACCAAUCAAAAUCUGUUCUUCUCUUGGUGUUUUUUCCAUGGAGUUGGAUAGUGUCGAGUGUGUCUCAUCCAUAAGUAGUAUCGAUGAGGACGAGAUCCAUCACCAUAAUCUGCACCAUCAUCAAUUCGCCACACCGAAGCCUCCUAAUGGUACCAACAAUAGCGCCAACGCUGUCAACAAUAUCGCCGGUCCGACGGCGAUUGCUCCGGCCACGAGCGUCCAUGAAUUGCUCGAAUGCCCAGUUUGCACCAAUUCAAUGUACCCACCAAUUCAUCAGUGCCAUAACGGACACACACUGUGUUCUACCUGUAAAACAAGGGUGCACAAUCGGUGUCCUACAUGUAGACAGGAACUCGGAGAUAUUAGGUGUUUAGCACUGGAGAAGGUUGCCGAAUCACUAGAACUGCCAUGCAAGUAUUACAACUUAGGAUGCCCAGAGAUAUUUCCAUAUUACAGCAAACUGAAGCAUGAGGCAGUCUGUAACUUCAGACCAUAUAACUGUCCUUAUGCUGGGUCAGAGUGUGCAGUUGUUGGGGAUAUCCCUUUCCUGGUUGCUCAUCUGAGGGAUGAUCAUAAGGUUGAUAUGCACACAGGAUGCACGUUCAACCAUCGUUAUGUAAAGUCCAAUCCUCGUGAAGUAGAGAAUGCCACAUGGAUGCUAACGGUUUUCCAUUGUUUUGGUCAAUAUUUCUGUCUUCACUUUGAAGCUUUCCAGCUCGGAAUGGCCCCAGUUUAUAUGGCUUUCCUUCGAUUCAUGGGUGACGAGAUUGAGGCUCGGAACUACAGCUACAGCCUAGAGGUGGGAGCAAAUGGCCGGAAACUCAUAUGGGAGGGCACUCCACGGAGCAUCAGAGAUAGUCACCGGAAGGUGAGGGACAGUCACGAUGGCCUCAUCAUUCAAAGAAACAUGGCACUUUUCUUCUCUGGUGGGGACAGAAAGGAGCUGAAACUGCGAGUUACAGGGAGGAUAUGGAAGGAACAACAGAAUCCGGAUGCGGGUGUGUGCAUACCAAACCUUUGUAGCUGAGAGAUAUGAUUUUCAGAAUUAUUACCAAAUUGUUUGGCAAGUUUUUAUUCUAUAUGCUGUACCUUUACCAAGCUUUUUUGUCUGGUAUGUGGAAGUAAGAAUUCAGAAGGGUUUGUAUGUCUCUAAACUUCUAUAAAUUGUAUGAUAAGCAGCUGAACCCUAAUGAACUGGUUUGGUAGCAUGACAAUGAAGAUGAAGUUUCCAAAUGAAGAUUGGACUAUGGCCAUAAUUUCUUAGA